Molecule: messenger RNA, 2392 nt
Organism: Gossypium raimondii (Peruvian cotton)
Lineage: Eukaryota; Viridiplantae; Streptophyta; Magnoliopsida; Malvales; Malvaceae
Exons: 8
Coding region: 177-2117 (646 amino acids)
Source: RefSeq, a predicted model, not a curated record
UUUAAUGCUUACUUCACGUUGGGCGUUCAGGGUUCUCCUCUUUCCCAUGUUUUCCCCUUCUCUGGCAUCAAUUUCUCGCCCUCCAACUAAAAUUAUUUAAUAAGUCAUUCAAGUUGAAGAAUCUUCUCUCAUAAGAUUCCAUAAACAAAGGAAAACCCGAAAGAAUCCUUGUCCUAAUGAACCCGUAUGAUGAGAAAAGGCUAAGAGACGAAGUCAUCUACUUACACUAUCUAUGGGAACAAGGUCCCCCUCAGACCACUAAUCAAACCCAUCAGAAAAGACCCAGACCUUCAACCCAAAACCCCAUCAACAGAAGAAAGUUUGCUCAUUCUGGAUCCCACCCUCCACCCAAACCUGACCCUGGGCUCGACUGGUCAGUCCUUCUGAAACCCACAUCACCUUCCUCUCCUGGAUGGCCAGAACCCAAGUCUAAACCAGACCCCAUGGUCAGACCUGUUUCAAUUGAAGACCAAGCUAGGUUUGCCAACAUGCAAAUGCAAAACAAUGUUCUUGACGGUUGCAAAGAGUUUUUCAAGAAAAGGGUUCGUGAUGAAGAAAACGAUGAUGGUGAUGAUGAUGAUGUUGAUGUUGAUGAAGAAGAAGAAAAGAAUGAAGUAGACAUGUUUUUUAUGAGAAUUUUUGUGAAUAACAGUGAGUUGAGGGGCUACUAUGAGGAGAAUCAUGAGAAAGGUGAGUUCUUUUGCUUGGUUUGUGGUGGCAUUGGUGAAAAUUUAGGUAAGAAAUUCCAGGGAUGUGUUGGACUUGUACAGCAUUGUAUGUCGAUUUCGAAAACAAAGUGUAAGACAGGCCAUAGAGCUUUUGGAUUGGUUGUUUGUAAAGUUCUUGGUUGGGACAUUGAUAGGUUGCCUGUGAUUUUGUUGAAAGGAGAGCCUUUGAGUCGUAUUUUGGCUAAUUCAAGCGAAUCACAGAACACUUUGCAAGGAGAAGGUUCCAAUAAAAAUGUAGAAAAUCUUGAAACUGGAAAUUCAAGUGGCGAAGUCUGGGAAGAUGCCUCUGAUUCUCUGCAUUGUAGGUGUGGGGUUGGCAUUUCAUGGACAAUUGAGCAGGAUUAUUAUGAUAAGGGGGAUGAUUUAAAUGUUAUUUUGGGUGAUGUAGAGUUCGUGAAUGCUGAUGGCAAUGGAUCAGUUAAAAAAGAGGUUUCUAGUGAUGAUGAGAGUAAUGGUGAAUUGAUGGCCUGUAACAUGAGUAAUAAUUCCUUAGAGGAGGAGGUUGCCAACGAAAAUGUUGAAAGUCUCGAGAUUUCAGAUGGUGAACCAAUCAAAGGAUCGGUUAAUGAUCUGGGAUUAGGCUCGUCUCAGGUCACAACCACCGGGUGGCCCUGCAUAGAAUCCAUUGAUGUGUCCACUUCAACAACUCCGGAAUGGCCCAGCUUUGAGCCUUGUACUGCUUCUAUCACUCAUGUGAUUUCUGCCGAAGAACAGAUUAGAAUAAACAUGGUGCAGUGGCAGCUGAAUGUCUUUGAUGCUUGCAAACAAUUCUUAUCUACAACAGCCGGAUCAGACAGCGAUGAAGAUGAUAAUGAAUUUGAUGAAGAUGAUUUAAUGGAUGAUGAUGGGUCUAAUGACAGUAAUGAGUUCAAUUUCUUUCUGAGGCUUUUCACAGAGAACAAUGAACUCCGAAGUUAUUACGAGACUCACUGCAGAGAUGGGGAUUUCUGGUGUUUGGUCUGUCGUGGGAUUGGGAAGAAAGAUUGGAGGAUUUUUAAAGAUUGUGUGGGGCUAAUUCAGCAUUCCACUGCAAUAUCAAAGACAAAAAGGAAGCAAGCUCAUAGAGCUUUUGGGCAGGUUAUUUGUAAGGUUCUUAAUUGGGAUGUUGACCAUCUUCCAUCGAUCAUGUUGAAGAACAAACCUUAUAGCCAUUCCAUCAAUCAUGCUCUUACGGAUAAAUCAAAGUCCGAGUCAGGUUCAAAGGAGGAUGUUGAUGCACAUCAAAAUAAUAUCCUGUUGAUGAAUAGUGAGAAUACCUUGAACGAAGAACCCGACAAAGAUGCUAAUUUAGAAAACAGAGCUUUGAAUAUUGGAGCAAAUGAAGAUAAACCAGAAAAUCCCAUGAAAUCUUCAGGAGAAAAUAACACAAAAUCUGAAGCAGACCAAUGAUGACAUGGAGAAUUCUAGUUCUGAAGAUCAGAGUGACGAAGAUGCUCACCAUCUCAAGUAGAAGAAAUGAAUUUAUCUAGAAAACAUGGUAGGUAGUGAAAGUUUGUGUUAAAUUAUUGCGCAAGUACCAUUAGGAUCAACAACUCCAUUUAGCAUUGCUCUCUCUAUGUGAUAAGUGGUAGUGGUUGUUUAGGAAUCGAAUGACUUAAAAACCAACUUAUUUGGGAUCGGUGUUAAUUCAAGACUUAUAAUAUAAAUCUUUUGAGUUGGCUUUA